AUGCAAGGCUCCGGACCACGUCUCAAAAAUGGGGUCGAUCUCCAGCUCCAGUCGGCCUUUUACGACCAAAACUGGAGCACCGUCGUGCGGCUCGCCGAGAAGCGUGCCAAGAUGGUGAAUGAUCCAUACUAUGAGAUCCUCAAAGUCUGUGCCGAGAGCCAGCUGGACGAUCCGGCAGCCAAAUAUAGCGCCAUGACGGCUCUUGUCACAUACGUCAAGGACGGCACUGUGAUCAAGGACGCAGACGGGAUUGAUCUGCUGGAAUGGGCCACGCGCGACCUGCUAGAGGAAGAUGAGUUUCCAGAGACGCUGGGUCCUCUGCGAGUUCGUGCGGCCAAGGCCUCGGCCAAGGACAGAAACCAAACGACGAGAUGUCUCGAGUCUUGCCUUCUCCACUGGGAUCUUGUCAGCGCCCAACAAAUCGCUGCCUUGAUUGACAAAUCGUUUCCCCAGGAGAGAUCAUUCCUCUUCUGGAACAUUGCUAUUACGCAUCUUCUAGCUAUAUCUUCCCAGUCGCCCCCCGAAAAGAAGAAACUCUACGGCAUGCUGGCUCAGAAACAAAUCGAGCGGGCUGCGCAGGCAACAGAGCAGGCAAAUGAUAAAACGGCGCUACCGCCUCGCAGUAUCCAGACAGAACAAGAGAUCCUUCUCUUGUAUGAAGUCGUCGGUGCUCAUGGUAGCGCAUCGGACUUGAGUAAGCUUCUCGACAGCAGCGUCUUCAGCCCUGUCGAGCAGCUCAAGCAGGGUCGCAAAGAGCCCCUUAUGUACACCAUCGAGAAGCUUGAAAGCGACGAAAAUUGGCAAAGUCUUUACAGUGUCUGCCGGGAUUGUCUGUCCGUGUCGGAAGAUAAUGGAGAGCUAACAUUACAGGCUUCUGACUGGGACGUCUGGCAAUCAUUCAUUAUCGCUGCAAGCCAGAUCCAAGACAGUGACGCUGAAGCAACUGCGACGGUGCAAGAGCUGCUUCUCAAGCUAUCCAAAGCAGCAGACUCCAAGGCUAUCUACAAGCGAAACAUAAUGCUUGCGCGUGUCUGUGCCAGCUUUCAGCUACUGAGUUCAGAGGGGCCCGAUGCGGUAGAAUCCGCCCCAGCAUCGCUACGACUGCGCGAACUGGUCAAAUACAUCAAUAACCAGGCCUAUAAUCCAUCGUGUUUUGACGAUAUCCGACUAUUUGCGGAGCAUCUCGACGCUGGUGGCAUCGACUACCUCGCCCAUCACCACUUCCCGCCGGAGGAACAGAGCGACGAGAUCCCGGAGCUAAGGAAGCAGAUUCUCACUUUGAAGUUGCAAUAUUUCGCUACAACCUGCCCGCAGACAUACGAGGCCAUCCCUAAAGCAAGCGAAAAGUGUGAAUCUCGCCAAACAAGAUUCAAGAGCGUAUACAAAGCCAGCAUGGCGUUGCACAAGCACAUCAGCACAAUAGCUUCCUACUCGUCUCAGUCGACCAAAGAUGUUCAGUCGGAGGUCGCCCUUGUUGCCGCAUCGUGCCUGGUUGGGUUGGCGGAUCAGCUCCCAUCUUCGCUUCCAACGGCCGAGUCUGCGCAGUAUUUGGUGCAGGCGCUUCUCCUUCUUCAGCAGCAGCUCAACUCGUCCCCCAGACACAGUCAAAUUUCCUUGCUCCUCGUCCAGCUGCACUUGCGCCUGGCUUCCACCCCCGAGGCGCUUGCCGUCUGGGAUACGUUGGCUAUCAAGCGGACCAUUCUGGACUCGCUCGCACCGCUCUUCUACGACCGUCUGUCCACGGUGGCGCCGGGCAUGAUUUCGCCACUGACCGACGCCGGCUGGCAGCUCAUGUCGUCGAUCAAAACGCACUACCAGACAUCUCUAAAGAUGCGCAUGCCUCGGCGCUUAAUCGACGCGUUCCAAGACGGCAGCUACAGUAGUGUUUUGACGGUGCCCGAGUAUGUCGAGAAUCUGCGUGUGAGCUGCACCAGAGCGAUGAGCUUGGUGGAAAGCGUGCGCUCCGAGCGACUGCUUGGUGUUUCAGAUACUGACUUGCUCAGCGAUUCGAGAUUCACUGAAGUGUGCGACGGUACAAGCCUGAACGAAAUCAUUGACUACGGAUCCUUUCCCUCGUGGAACCACAGCGCCACGCCCGCCAUCUACGAGCGGCUAAGACUUGGACCAGCUCCCAGUGACCGCAGAGCCCACCUUUCUUUGCUCGCAGAGGCAUUCCAGCAAACUCUUGCCUACACGCCGCCAACAUUCUACAAGGUGCCAGUGGCAGGUUCCGUGGCUGACCAAAAAUACGUCAUUGAAUCCCUUGGGCAAAUCGCCAAUUCCUUCCCCAAGUUCCUUCCCGGAGCGGCCUCUGCACUCACCGAGUCGGAGCUUCAGUAUUUCGAAGUCAUCAGCCUGCUCUCCUCCCUCGUGCCGCUGUGCGCCGACCGCGCUGCCGGCCUCAACGAGCUUAUUGGCCCGUUUGUCAGCGCCGUCACAGCCUCACUCGAAAGCCAGCGCGACUACCUUGCCGCUUUGGCUGACGGAUCCGAGAUUGGCGACACAACAUCGCUGCUUCAGUCGCUGCAUCGCAUCGUCCUGCUGCGUGACACGGCCGUCGCCGUCAAGAACGCCUCGCAGUGGAUCUCCAACUUCAACGAGAAGCAAAAAGAGCGCGAUCGCUCGGGCCAGAGCAACCUGCCCAAGGACGUUGUCGCGCAGACCAAGGCGCUCGGCGUGGCGGCGGACGCGACGCUCAAGCAAUGCAAGAUGUGGAUCGUGCGGCUGACGCAGGACACCAAGUCCGGUGGCGUGAUUGAGAGAGAGAUUAAGAAGCUUGUGUACGGUGGAGAGGAGGGUAAGCUGCUGCAGGGCGUCGUGACGGCUAGCACAGUGUUUGAUCUGGUGGGCAGCUGGCGUAAGAGUCUCGCUGCGUGGCAGGGAGUACAGUGGCAGUAG
Akanthomyces muscarius is the source of this 2898-nucleotide messenger RNA. RefSeq lists its product as uncharacterized. NCBI's taxonomy places the organism in Eukaryota, Fungi, Ascomycota, Sordariomycetes, Hypocreales, Cordycipitaceae. The transcript has 8 exons. The record is from RefSeq and is a predicted model, not a curated record. The coding region runs from base 1 to 2898 and encodes 965 amino acids.